Messenger RNA from Vespula vulgaris, 2538 nucleotides. RefSeq names its product calcium-binding protein 4. The record is from RefSeq and is a predicted model, not a curated record. Bases 1 to 1194 code for a protein of 397 amino acids. Gene Ontology annotation, molecular function: calcium ion binding; enzyme regulator activity. The transcript has 8 exons. Lineage: Eukaryota; Metazoa; Arthropoda; Insecta; Hymenoptera; Vespidae.
AUGGUCGUGUUACAUGUAGAGAUAAUAGAAUAUAAUUCGAACAAAAUGGGCAAAGCGAAGAGAAAGAAGGGGAGUUUCCUCGGAGAUUGCGUAGGGUUGUUGCCCAGAAUCGGGGGACGUUGUCCGUUGUUGCCCGACGUCGGAGCCGGAUGUUCGCACGGACAAGACGCCGAAAGCGCUGCCAUUUUGGAGAGCAAAAUGUUCACGGCCGUGAAAAAGUUCCUUACGACAUCCCCUUUGGUUAACAAGGUCAAGUUCCUGAUGACGAGGCAGAACAGUGGGGUGGUAGGGAAGACCGGCGGAGAGGAAAAAACGGGCGAAUGUCCUUCGAGGAUGUCUGUAAGAACGACGACCAUCGUAUCGACAACGCAGACGACGAUGACGACGGCGACAAGAACACCGGCGAUUACGUCGCCGCCAUUAUCCGUCCUUUCGAAGGAAUCGGACGCGAUCGUUCCGUCUAUCGGUUCGACGGAGUCGCAGGUACAAGUGCAAUCGCAGGUGCAGGAUAUUAAAGGAGAGAGCAGUGGUGGAAGCGACACAGCUUUCCCGUCCUCCUCCUCUUCUUCGUCCACCGUCGUACCGAUGACGGACUCCACGAAAUUGUCCUCGAACGCUCUCAUGUCGUUUCCAGCUUCGCCCCAGAAAUUGGCUGCUCAACCGAGAAAGAUCACGGCUAUAACGAAGUCUCAGAUGAGGGAGUUUAGAGAGGCAUUUAAUCUCUUCGACAAGGAUGGCGAUGGAAAUAUCACGAAAGAAGAACUUGGACGGGUGAUGCGUUCCUUGGGACAAUUCGCCAGGGCCGAAGAAUUGAAUACGAUGCUGCAAGAGAUCGACAUCGACGGCGACGGGACCGUAAGUUUCGAGGAAUUCGUUGAGAUCGUCAGCAACAUCGGCGACGAGAAUUCCGGAACUUUGGCGGAUCAGGAUCAAGAGGAGCAAGAGUUGCGGGAUGCUUUUCGCGUAUUCGAUAAGCGUAAUCGUGGUUACAUCACCGCCUCCGAUCUAAGAGUUGUUCUACAAUGUUUAGGGGAAAAUUUGUCGGAGGAAGAAAUCGAAGAUAUGAUCAAGGAGGUGGACGUUGACGGAGACGGCCGUAUAGAUUUCUAUGAGUUCGUUCACGCGCUCGGUGAGCCCGGCAUAGACGAGGACGAAGAAGACGAGGAAGAAGAGGAAUCGCAGUCUCCGACAUAACGAGUCUUUUCGUUCGAAGAAAUCGCACCAAGAUCGAGGAUCGUCGAUCGUCGAAAGGAAUCGUUUUCAUGACGAUUCGUCUUUUAUCUUUUUUUCUGUCUAUUCGUCUUUUUCUCCCUUUCUCUCUUUCUCUCUCUCUCUCUCCUUCCUUCGCACUCUUGUAAUUAAAAAUACGAUGGGCAAUUCAACUUUAUUCGAUUAACGAAAAAGGAUAUCGAUCGUCGAUCGAUUAUUUUUUGUUGCCAAAUUUCGCACGGUAGAAAACGAUGACCAUCGAUGAUUCCGUACGUCGCUGCAAUGUUUCUUUCCAAUUCGAUGAAAGUAAUCGCUCACUGCGCGUUAUCGCGAUUGUAAGAGAACAGGCACUAUCAACGACGAAAGAAAGAAAAAAUAGCAUCUACAUUCGUCUAUGCGAUUCAAUACGUUUUCUCCGUUGGUGCGAACGAGAGGAAAUGUCGACGAUUAGUUAAUAAUAUAAAAAAUAAGAACGUUCUUGGCCAAUGGCAUCGAAUCGUUUUCGUCGUACAUGCAUAUUCGUUUACGCAUGUAAGUAUUUCGAAUAGAAACUCAAAGUGGUUUCUUUAAACUUCUCAUCGCACCAAAAAGCAUUUUAUUCUCGACGGUGAUCGUGUCGUAGAUGUAAUAAGGUCGUAAGCUCUAGGUUAAUGUCUUUUCUCCAGCACACACCGCUUUUGGAGUUUCUAUUUCGAGAUCGAUCGACGUGAAACGAGAUAGGAAGAAACGCGAAUCACCUGUUCCUCGAAAUCUCGUCGAGGGAUAUCGAUAAGCGACUUUUCUGCUUGGCCAUAGCAUCUAUUUUCCAAUUGUCUUCGAAUUAAGAUAAUUCCAAUCUUUUUAAGUAGAUAAGCCGAUCGAUGUAAUCCGAUUUUAAUUCGUUCGGGGAACUAAUCGAUCGUCGAGAACGAAAAAAAAAAUGAUCGUUGAUCGACGAGAAAUAUUUGGUAAACCGGUUUACAAUGGUCGAACAAAAAUUCUUCGAUCUUGCACUCUAAUUAAAAUCGUUAUAUUAAUAAAAUAUAAAUAAAUUAAACAAAUAAAUAAAGUGAUUAACUGCUAAUUACAAUGAUCAAGUCAAUGAUCUUUAAUGUCUUAUAAGCAACGGCGAUUCUCUCUUUUGCGAUAUCGCCUGUCUCGUCCAACCAAGGGACGAAUUUCUAAGAUAAAGCACGAAUUCAAAUUCAUUGUCAAAUCUGUCUGGACUGCUUUGUAACGCAUCGAGCCUCGUACGACGUGUCUCGAACGAUGUAACACUAUUACACCGAUAAUAAAAGUCGCAUGCUAUUUAAAAUUACUUAAAGAACUAAUAAAUUAUUAAGGAAAAUC